Molecule: messenger RNA, 1089 nt
Organism: Meloidogyne enterolobii
Lineage: Eukaryota; Metazoa; Nematoda; Chromadorea; Rhabditida; Meloidogynidae
Source: the annotation of a GenBank genome assembly
UGUCAAAGGCUAAGAGUACAUUUAUCACAAUCUGUUCCGGAAACAGAAUUUUUAAAAGAAAAGGAUCAGUAUUUAACAAUAAUAAAUAGAUUAAUUGAUGAAAAUAUGCAUUUACGUCAAGUUGUUGGGAAGUUUGAACAUAAGAGAAAAGAAUCAGAAAAGUUGUUAACGGAAUUAGGCGGUGGGGAAGCGUUGGUUAGACAAUUUAGAACUAUGAGUAUAAACACUCGAAAACAGGCAAACUUCUAUAAAAAAGCUUUAAAUAAUUUAAUGACAAAAGGCAAGCAAUCGCUACAGAGCAGUCGCCGUCGCCCUACUUUAGCCUCCACAACUUCUUCAGUUUCUGGAAAAUUAAAAAAUCAAAAUUUAAAUAAAUCCCAAUCUUCUCUAAAUAAUUUUAAUUUAAGAAAGGAAAUUCCAUCCGAACUUAAUUUAAAAAAUUCCAAACGUCGUGCUUCUUCGUUAGAAAAUUCUAAAGCUUCCAAGUCUGUCAAUAAUGAACCUACAAACUUGAAAAAUGUAGAAAAUGAAAGUUUGGGGAUUUUGUUGGACAGUGAAGGUCCCCCUUCCAUCAACAAUACCAAUUUUAAUGAAAAAUCCCCUUCAAAUCAGCCAACUCCCCAAUCCAAUCGUUCAUUAAUUACUUGUGUUAGACGCACACAACGAUCAAAUUCUGAAAACUCAAAAAUAGGAUUUCCCAAGAAGGAAGAGUUUGAAGAACAAAAUGUGGAGGAAGAAGAAGAAAAUGAAAAAAAAUCUGAUGAGGAUUUGGAUUUUAAGCAUUUUGAAGAUUCUGAAGAGGAAGGGGAAGUUGAAGAAGAUGAGAAGGAAGGGAAAGAAGAUGAGGAGGAUGAGGAAGAAGAAGAGGAUCGGGAUGAAGAGAGUAUUCAUCAAGUAUCUGAAGAGUCGGAUGAAAAGGAGAUUGAAGACAUGGAAAACGAAGAGACCCAUUUAAAUGCCCUCUACAGACUUAUAUCCUCACACAUAUUACGCCAACAAAUGUGUAAAGUGAGAGAAGAACGUGAUCACUACAGUAAACAAAUGGUCGUUGGAAUAUUACAACAAGAACAACAAAAUUAUUAUUGGUGA